Messenger RNA from Chrysoperla carnea, 1834 nucleotides. Its product is annotated as 4-coumarate--CoA ligase 1-like. Bases 47 to 1696 code for a protein of 549 amino acids. Gene Ontology annotation, biological process: long-chain fatty acid metabolic process; fatty-acyl-CoA biosynthetic process. Lineage: Eukaryota; Metazoa; Arthropoda; Insecta; Neuroptera; Chrysopidae. Gene Ontology annotation, molecular function: long-chain fatty acid-CoA ligase activity. The record is from RefSeq and is a predicted model, not a curated record. The transcript has 8 exons.
AGUUUAGUUUUAAUUAUAAACAAAUAAGUAGUUUUAUUUUAUUACAAUGGAAUACAACAAAGAAACGAAAGUUAUUUAUGGUGGACCAUCAAAGUUUAUCAUUCCAGACGUUUCAUUUGGUGAAAUGUUAUUUCAUAAAAUUUUACAAGGUGGUGAAAAAAUUGCACUUGUUGAUGGACGUACUGAAGAAACACUUAGUUAUAAUGAAUUACUUCGAAAAUCUAUUAUUAUGGCAAAAACAUACCAAAGUUUUGGUUUACGAAAAGGAGAUUUUCUUUCAUUAUUUAGUGAAAAUCGUAUUGAAUUUACAAUUAGUAUAUUAGGAGCAUUAUUUGUAGGAAUUGUACCUGUACCAAUCAAUUUUCAAUAUAUGAAAGAUGAACUAUUUCAUUGUUUGUCAUUAACAAAACCGCGAGUGAUAGUUUGUACCGCUGAUACAUUAAAAAAACUGUUAACAGUUUACAAUAAAUGUCGUUUUAUUGAGAAAGUGAUUGUAUUAGAUGAAAAAUUUGAAAAACCAUCAACCAAAUCGAUUGUAAUAUACACUUUCAAAUAUAUUAUGGAUCAGUAUAAAAAUAAACAUAUUGAUAUUAAUAAAUUUCAAUGUGCUAAAGUUAAUUCCAAAGAGGAUACAGCGGUUAUAUUUAGCUCAUCUGGUACAACUGGUUUGCCGAAAGGAGUCAUGUUAACACAUCAUAAUUUGAAGACAUGCUAUAAUAUUACAAUAUCUAGUAACAUGUACGUUCUAUUAUCGAACAAUAAUCAAUUAAUAUUUUUACCAUUAUUCCAUGCAUACGGUUGUCUACUAUCAUUAUUUGGUUUAGGCUUAACUGCCACAAUAGUAAUAUUAAAUCGUUUUGAAGAGGAAUUAUAUUUAAAAUUACUUGAUAAAUAUCACGUAGCAAUUAGUUUUGUGGUACCACCGAUAUGUGUUAUGCUAUCAAAAAGCACAAUUGUUGAUCAAUAUAAUUUCACACAUUUACGAACAGUAUUCUGUGGAGCAGCACCCUUGAAAAGUGAAACUGAAGCUGAAGUUUUAAAGAAAAUGAAAGUUCCAAACAUUCGCCAAGGAUAUGGUCUAACUGAAUCUACAUUAGCUGUAACUAUAACACCAGAUGCAACCGUCAAUAAACCUGGAACUGCUGGACUUGUGGUUGAAGGAAUGUCUUUAAAAGUUGUUGAUAUUGAAACAGGCAAAUCAUUAGGAUUUCAUGAAACAGGUGAAAUAUGUGUAAAAGGGGAUUUAUUGAUGAAAGGCUAUUAUAAUAAUAUUGAAGCUACACGAAACUGCAUUGAUUCAGAAGGUUGGUUGCAUACUGGUGAUGUUGGAUAUUAUGAUGAAGAUUUAUACUUUUUUAUUGUGGAUCGCAUAAAGGAGCUUAUCAAAUAUAAAGGAUUUCAGGUGGCACCUGCUGAAUUGGAAGGUUUGUUAUUAGCUAACGAACACGUUAAGGAUGUAGGCGUAAUUGGUAUACCUGACGAUAUCUCAGGUGAAUUACCGUUAGCGUAUAUAGUAAGACAACCUUGGUCCAAUAUUACAGCUGAAGAAAUUAUAAAUUAUGUAAAAGAUCGAGUUUCUCCACAAAAAAGGCUUCAUGGUGGAGUCAUAUUUAUCAAUGAAAUACCAAAAACACCAAGUGGGAAAAUUUUAAGAAGAAAGCUACGGGAGUUAGCAAAGCAAAAAUCAUCGCUAUGAUAUUUAAAUAUUUGUUUUUUUUAAAAGUUUAUUAAAAUGUAUUAUUUUAUUAACAUAACUUUUUUGUGUGUAAUCGACAUUUGUCUUUAAAUUUCUUAUUAGUAAAUCUGCCAAGGUUAGUCGAUUGGACAUUUUUUC